Nerophis lumbriciformis (worm pipefish) is the source of this 1555-nucleotide messenger RNA. RefSeq names its product BRF2 general transcription factor IIIB subunit (gene brf2). NCBI's taxonomy places the organism in Eukaryota, Metazoa, Chordata, Actinopteri, Syngnathiformes, Syngnathidae. Gene Ontology annotation, biological process: DNA-templated transcription initiation; transcription preinitiation complex assembly. The record is from RefSeq and is a predicted model, not a curated record. Gene Ontology annotation, cellular component: nucleus; transcription preinitiation complex. Gene Ontology annotation, molecular function: TBP-class protein binding.
UUUUAAACGUUACUACAGCCGGCGGCGAUAUUUUACACACACUCAACUAUUUUACACACACUCAACAUGUCCGCGGCAGGUUUAAAAUGUCCCAGCUGCGGUUCUCCAAACGUCGUGGAGGACGACUUGCACGCACAACGGCAGCUGGUUUGUGUCGACUGCGGCGCGGUGGUGUCGGAGGGGCUUUUGACCCAUGAUACCUUCGAAGGCAGAGAUGUAAGCUACAGUUGGACAGCAGCCGUGGCUAAAAAGCCCUGUCUAAACCAGAUAAACGGCCAGCAGCGAGUCAAAGCCAUAUGCCGAGCUCUCCGGGUCAACAAGGAGAUCGAGGACCUAUCGAAGACGUACUUUGCGCAGGCCUACGAGCACCAGAGUUUCAUCUACGUCAGCCUGCAGAAGAAGGAGAACCUGGCCGGCUGCUGCGUCCUGCUCAGCUGCAGGCAGCUCGAUUGGCCCAUCACCAUGGGAACCAUCAGCUGCCUACUAGAGGCGGACACGUUGAUGGUGGGGGCUGUUUACCAGGAAUUGAUCAAGAGUCUCAAGAUCCAGGCGCCGCUCGUCAACGUCACCGACUUAAUGGAGGCACAUUGUCAAGAAUAUAAAAUAACCCCCCAUGACGUGCAUGAAGACCUUGCCGAGGACCACCGUGAUUUGAACAAACGAGCCCUGGCCUUGGUGGAAGUGGCCGCCGACUCCUUGAUCGUGACAGGACGCAAACCCAUCCCCUUGAUGAUGGCCACGGUCUUCCUGGCCUGGCAGUCCUUGAACCCCAACCGGGUUCGCCUCAAAAUGACCCUGGAGAAGUUCUGUCUCAUCGCCAAGAUGAGGAAGCACAAGGCGGCCAUGACGAGAGUGGCCGAGAUAAAAGGGGCGCUCUGCAAACUGGGCAAGGAGAUCCCCUGGGUCACGGACGCGGUGACUCCGGAGAACGUCGUCAAGCACGUGGAGGAUAUCGUCAAGAACAGGUCCGCUUUGUUACGGAGCGCUUUGAGGACCCAUGAGGCGGCUUUGCAGCAGGACAGCGACGAGCCGACAACCCCCGAAAAGGCCGAGCAGCCAGCAGACGACGAGAGUGAAGCUGCUCAACGUCCACAACCAAACUGGGGGAACAGGGUGCUUUUCGCACCCCCGUGCGUGACUCGCCCCAAGAAAAGGAAAGUGGAACCGGAAAGUCUGAAAGAUGUGACGGGUGACGAGGACAUCUCUGAUGGGGAGAUCGAUUCGUACAUUCGCACCCCGCGGGAGGCCAGGGAGUUCGCUUUGUCACAGGCGGCGUUACUGGCGCAGAGUGAGACCAGCAAAUGAGGUCAGUGAGGAAUGACGCUGUAGUCCAUACACAAAAUGAUGUACGUUUAUCCCAAAUUAUUGCAGUACACUAGCUGCAUCCCCACCAAAAAAUAGACACUAUAAUGUGCAAGGUCAGCAAAAUUAAGCACAUAACAUUACGGAUAUAUUUGUAUUUAUUGUUUGUAAUUAUGUUAUAUUAUUGCAAGUUUCUCAGCACAUUAUGUUAAGUAAUGCAACUUUUUGUAUAUGGUGUUUAAAAGAAAGAAAU